CCAGUAACAACGUCAACAGAACGUCAAAAACAUCUGAUUUCUGUCAAGUGUGGGCGACGUAAACAGCGUUUUUGUUUACUUUUCCAGCAAAAAACACGUUUUUGACGAUGAAAUCGGCGAGUAGCAGACGAAAUGCUGUCGUCAAUCAAAGAUAAACUGUUAAAUGUCACUAAAACCGUACCUCUGUUUAGUACAAGUAGCGAUAAGGGGGCCGUGCAAUGCGAGGCGAAUUUGAGCGCUGGCAGUGAGAUUUUGAGCCACUAUCAGGCCGAAUGGCAAGCCUUACACAACCAGAAUGAAGAAAAUGCCAAAAAGGCCGAAGAAGCGGCGACUGAAAUCGCCAAAAUCACCAACAAGAUUGAACGUGAUAAGAAGAGUUUAAGUGUGAUGACACAUCUGUUGGCCCACUCUAACUUAAAUUUAAAUAUUGUUAAUUGUACAAAACAAAUUGAGAAAAUCUAUGAUAGCUUUAAUGAAGUUGAGGGGAAGUUAGUGGAGUUGGAGGACUUGAUUGAAACUGUUGAGUUUGAAAAUAUGAAGAAGCAACACAGAUAUCAUUUGCAACAGUACAAAGUACGGAAAGACGAGUCUUUAAAGGCGUAUGAGGCGUCUCUGAAGGAGAAACAUGAGGAAGCAGUUGCAGAAUUUGAAAUGAAAAAGAAGAAAGAACUGGAAGAGCGCCAACAAGUGUUUCACGAGGCUUUCAAGAGCGACUUGGAGAUUUAUAAAAAUUUGGGGACUAUUCCUAAGUUAGAUCUUCCCAAGAAGCAGCCAAGUGCCUUACUUGAGGAAAUUCAGGUAGAUUUUGACGAAAGUGAAUUGGACCAAUUUUUGUCAGACAAUCCUUCAAAAUAGUGCAAUACAUAGAGAUAUAUUUUUAAUAAUUGUUAAUAAACGGGUUUUUGAAGUUU
Tribolium madens (black flour beetle) is the source of this 911-nucleotide messenger RNA. RefSeq names its product dysbindin (gene Dysb). Bases 133 to 855 code for a protein of 240 amino acids. Gene Ontology annotation, biological process: negative regulation of protein kinase activity. The record is from RefSeq and is a predicted model, not a curated record. Gene Ontology annotation, cellular component: cytoplasm. NCBI's taxonomy places the organism in Eukaryota, Metazoa, Arthropoda, Insecta, Coleoptera, Tenebrionidae. The transcript is spliced from 3 exons.